GCUCAAAGCCAGAUUCCUUCAGUUCUUUGCAGGAGCGGUUGGGACGGCUGUGCCGCGAGCUUCACAACCUGGGCCUGGAGCUGAAUCAGGACCUACCCAGUCAGGUGCCGGGUUCGUGGGAUCUGGCACAAGCUUUUCUGGAGCCAGAAGAUGAUGAGGAGCUGGGCCGGGCGAUGGUGCCAGGGGCUGCACGAAGCGUGGCGGGAAAACUCGCCGAGGAGUGGCAGCGUGGCCGGGCAGACGCAGCAGUGGAACUUCGGAACUGGGACCGCACCGAGCAGGAGAUUGCCGGGAAAGAAGGAGACCGGCGGCCCCUCACGGUGCUCUUGUCCGAUCUCUCGCCGCAAGAGGUGGGCUGCUUGCUGCGGACGUGUGAAGCUGCAGGUGUUCCAGAGGUCGUCUUGUGUGAUGAUACGCCUGGACCGCCUGACCCGGCCGUCUUGAAAACAUCUCUGCAGGCAGAGGACUUUCUCCGCAUCCGGCGAGCUGCAGGCGCUGCGGCGGAGCUGCGGCGACUCGCUUCGGUGCGAGCCUCGGAGGGCUCGAAGCGAUGUAGGACAUCAAGCGAAGCAGAGUUCAUGACAUGGGCCAAGUCUAUUGCUCACCUGCCUGCUUGCUUGCCUUUUCUAUUUUGGCUUCUUGCAUUCAUUCUUCGAUCUCGUGCAGCGGAAAGGGUGGUGGAAGUCAGGAUUUGUUCGAGGACUUUGCGCCGUGCCCGCCUGUGGCGCUUGGCUUGGGAUGUCGGAUUGCUGGCUUCCCGCGAAUCCGAGCAUCUCCGGCUGGAUGUGAAAUUUCCUGAAGACUUAAGUGCAAGCUGCAAGCGAUUUGCAUUCAGUUUGGCAAACAGCAAGAUGUCUGCAGCUGCAGCUCGGAAGCCAUGCCUGCCUUUCUCCAUUGCUUGUCUCCUCUCCUAUGACCCGGCACAGGAGGUUUCAUUUUUUUCGGAUGCUAAGGUACCUGUGCGACAGGCUGCAGGGGCAGAUAUUCGUCUGAGCAUGGGUGUGAUCGGGAGCGUGGCAACUUGGCAGAAUUCCAAGAUUUCGAGGCGAUAUAUUGCCUAA
Symbiodinium sp. CCMP2456 is the source of this 1061-nucleotide messenger RNA. Lineage: Eukaryota; Dinophyceae; Suessiales; Symbiodiniaceae. The record is from the annotation of a GenBank genome assembly.